Messenger RNA from Sphaerodactylus townsendi, 1349 nucleotides. RefSeq names its product linkage group 01 C2orf73 homolog (gene CIMIP6). Lineage: Eukaryota; Metazoa; Chordata; Lepidosauria; Squamata; Sphaerodactylidae. The transcript has 5 exons. The record is from RefSeq and is a predicted model, not a curated record. The coding region runs from base 104 to 889 and encodes 261 amino acids.
GAGCGCGGCGUUGCCUGUCGUGUAAGGAAGCUGCGUCGGGGCAACCGAAGGCUCGCUGUCGUGCACCUGUCCAUAGAAGCUGUGCAGGGAGCGACGGCAAAGGAUGCCUUCGCGCCCGGUCUUAGACACCUUCAGAAUAUUUAACAUUGAGCGCCCAAAAAGAAAUAACAUCCUAGAGACGUUCCAAGGGAGGUACAUACGGAGGGGACCAGAGCACCACCAGUCACUUGAAUGGCGUGAUACCCCUCAACCAUACCAUAUCAAGUUCAUCAAGACCAACACCAGGUUUCUAAACAAACCAAUCUGUUAUGUGGACACAGAUGACCCUAAAGCCAAGGGGGUUCAUUGGUGGCCCUGUAGUGAACCCUUAGCGCAUCAUCCUAAACCAUCUUAUGACAAGCAAAGCACUCAAAGAACUGAUUUCCAGAAGCCAAACUGUAAAUUGUCUCGGCCUGUUAAGUACAGAAGUUUGGUGCCACCUUCUCAUGGAAUAGUCCCACUUGCAUCACCUCGAAUGCCGACCAGCCUUCCGAGAAUUUUUCAAGAGGAGGUCUCUUUUAAACAUCAGUAUUUGGCCAGAGCAACUCCCUGUAUCCCCUACCAGGGAAAGAAACAGGGUGCUUUUGUGUGGCGGGAGAUAAAGCCAGCGAGAGGGACAUUAGUUCCUGAAAGGGCCGAAGCACCGACAAGCACGCAAGGGUCAGAACUGUCGGAGCAGCCACAAACGGAGAAAGGAAACUCAGUGGUAAACUGCAUUACCUCAUCGAGCCUGAGCUUGCCGGAUUCCCAGGAGACACCAGAUUCCGACACUGGCUUAUCAAAAACAGACAUCAGUGUGGGAGCCAAGGCAGAUCCCAGUGCCCCUGAGAAGGAGCUUGGAAGAGUGUAGGGAUUUCUCAGAAAAACAAAGUGGAUCUGAGCUGCCCAGCUGGAGAGGUACGUUGUUGUCCAGUGAGAGAGUCUUCCCUUCAUAAAUCGCAAGACUGCUUGCCACCUCUGCCCACAGCAGAACAAUAUCCAGUAGAAAUUCAGAUGACCUAGAAGGGCUGUCCAAGUGAGGGGGAGUUGGCCUGGUGCAACGUUAGCAACGUCAAACACUAACUGACACUGGCAAAUUGUUCAAGGCAAGACACUCCGCCUUAGCAUAACAACAGCUGCAGCGUGCUUUGAUGCCUCCAGAAAAUGAGACGCUCACAAAAACUAUGAAUCUUUUACUUUAUUUUUGUCCAGUGGUGCAGUGGGAUUUUUCACUCAUGUGCCUAGGCAAAAUUAUCUGGGUUGCUCCUUUGCAAGGGAGAAGUGUGGAUUGAUUGUUAAACAAUAAUGUUAGCAAUGAAGUAAAUGUGUCA